UUUGCAAGGUUAAGGUGGGUUGCAACUUUUUUUUUGAGAGAAAGGUUCGCAAGGUGGGUUGCAACUUACAAGGGUAGACUAGCUUCGUCUAUAAAUGAUAACUCAUGCAAUUUAUUGUGAAAGAAGACGUGCCGCAUUUUAUUUAUUUGGUUCUCCUGUUACGGGGUACUUAGUUUUUACGUGGCUGUUUCGUUUUUAUAUAUGUAGUAUAUGUUACCCGUAGUGUUUUUUUUUUUUUUUUUUACAAAAACCCGUAGUUUUUAGGUUGUACGAAUGUUUUUCAUUAAAUAAAUUUCUUGAUAAAGAAAAAUCGUUUCCAAUCUCAAAUACAGUGUAAAAUAAAAAAAUAUAAAAUAUAAAAAAAAUAAUAAAAAAAAUCCCCAAACUGAAAAAUCAUCUUUCCUCUUUAGGGUUCUUCAAUCACAUUUCGUAGUCCUCUGUCCUAUCUUGGCAAAUCUCACUGUACAAAACUCCCAUUUAAUCAGCUUGCUGUAGGAGUGUGCAGCGUGCAGACUACACACUACGCAAGGAAGUUCAGUUUUAAUGGACACUUUGCCAGAUGCAUUGAUAUGGGACAUUUUAAGUAGGAUUACCCGAACUGAAGAUAGAAACUCUUUAUCUUUAGCUUGCAAGCGCCUCCUUGAGCUUGAAAAUGAGCAGAGACUAUAUCUUCGUGUUGGUUGUGGUCUGAACCCAGCAAAUAAAGCUUUAAACACACUAUGCAACAGGUUUCCUAACCUGAUGAAAGUGGAAAUUGUUUACUCUGGGUGGAUGUCCAAAUUGGGUAAACAGUUGGAUGAUCAAGGGCUUCUUGCUCUUUCAAACAGUUGCCCUUCUCUUGCAGAUCUGACCUUAAGCCACUGCACCUUCAUUACAGACGCUGGUAUUGGUUACUUGGGAUCAUGUUCAGUACUCUCAUCCUUGAAAUUGAUUUUUACUCCUAGAAUAACUGGCUGUGGAAUUCUCUCUGUUGUUGUUGGCUGUAAGAAUCUGAGUGCGCUGCAUCUUAUUCGAUGCUUAAACAUAAGUAGUGCUGAGUGGCUUGAAUAUCUUGGGAAACUCGAAAAAAUUCAAUACCUUGUUAUCAAGAAUUGUCGGGCUAUUGGAGAAGGUGACUUGGUAAAGCUUGGAUAUAGUUGGCGGAAUCUUAAAAUUUUGCAAUUUGAAGUGGAUGCCAAUUAUCGAUACAUGAAGUUAUACGACCGCAUAGCAAUAGACAGAUGGCAAAAGCAAUUGAUCCCAUGUGUUAAUAUGAAGGAACUGAGCUUGAUAAACUGCAUCAUCAUGCCUGGAAGAGGUCUUGCUUGUGUUUUGGACAAGUGCAAUAACUUGGAGAAAAUUCACUUGGACAUGUGUGUUGGACUUAGGGACACUGACAUUGUGGGCUUAUCCCAAAGCUCAAGAGGUCUGCGGUCAAUUUCUCUCCGAGUUCCGUCAGAUUUCUCAGUACCUCUUCUAAUUAGCAAUCGCUUAACACUAACAGAUGAAAGCUUAAAGGCACUGGCAGAAAACUGUCCUACGUUGGAGUCUGUCAGAAUAUCGUUUGCAGAUGGUGAAUUCCCUUCACUUUCGUCAUUUACUUUAGGUGGAAUUCUGUAUUUAAUUAGAAGUUGCCCUCUUCGUGAACUUUCACUGGACCAUGUUUAUUCGUUCAGCGAUGAUGGAAUGGAGGCUUUAUGUUCAGCUUGCUGCCUUGAAUCCUUGGAACUCGUGAGAUGUCAGGAGAUAAGUGACGAGGGCCUACAACUUGUAGCUCAGUUUUCACGAUUGUCUGUUUUGCGGCUUAAUAAGUGCUUGGGUGUCACUGAUGAUGGAUUCAAGCCACUGGUGGGAUCAAACAAAUUGGAUUUAUUGGUAGUGGAAGACUGCCCUCAGGUUUCUGAGAGAGGCAUUCAUGGGGUGGCCAGAAAUGUGUCAUUUAAGCAAGAUUUGUCUUGGAUGUACUGAUCUGUUGUUUGCUCGCUCCACAAGAUUCAGUGAACUUGAGUUGGUAGAGAGGAAAAUUCAUGUUGUCGCUGCAUCACAGGAAGUUAUGUAUCUGUUGUUGACUAGUAGCUUCACGUUGGUCAGAAUUUACUGUAAUAUUGGUGUAUUGUUGAAUAACUAAAGCUCAUAUAUUUAUGGUUGUUUUCUUGUUGGUAGCAUUAUGAGUUUUAAGUUGUUUUUAAGUUGAGUGCCAAACAGCAUGGGGAACUCAGUGUUGGGCAUAACAAUAAGUACAUUAGUACUUCGUAUUACAGUAGAUGCUCAUGUUAGCCAUGUAUGCACGAAUAAUUGUAGUUGCUUGUAAGAAGUAAUUCGUGAUUAUAUAGUGGUUGACGCUUAGUGCUAACCAUCUUAAUAAUCACAUUUUUUAUAUCUAAUACAAUUUCUCGCUCA
Molecule: messenger RNA, 2379 nt
Organism: Chenopodium quinoa (quinoa)
Lineage: Eukaryota; Viridiplantae; Streptophyta; Magnoliopsida; Caryophyllales; Amaranthaceae
Product: F-box/LRR-repeat protein 14-like
Exons: 2
Coding region: 544-1947 (467 amino acids)
Biological process (GO): SCF-dependent proteasomal ubiquitin-dependent protein catabolic process
Cellular component (GO): SCF ubiquitin ligase complex
Molecular function (GO): protein binding
Source: RefSeq, a predicted model, not a curated record